Molecule: messenger RNA, 9175 nt
Organism: Saccostrea echinata
Lineage: Eukaryota; Metazoa; Mollusca; Bivalvia; Ostreida; Ostreidae
Product: sortilin-related receptor-like
Exons: 40
Coding region: 9-6638 (2209 amino acids)
Biological process (GO): post-Golgi vesicle-mediated transport
Cellular component (GO): membrane; Golgi apparatus
Molecular function (GO): protein binding
Source: RefSeq, a predicted model, not a curated record
CAACAAAGAUGGCGACCGCUGUGGAGAGGAAGCGACACUCGCGGUGUCUUUUUGCUUUUACGUUGUUGGUUUACUUUGAAUUGUCACUGGAAAUUGACGGUAAAACUACACAGAAAAAGACGCCAUAUUUAGAUUCAGAGCGACUGAAAUCAAAAUUUGAUACCCGAACAUUUGUGAUUGAUUCGGAACUUUUCAGAAGUGAAAAUGAAUUUGAUGCUUAUAAGAGUGUUCCAGCAGAUCUCAAACUGCGAUCCAAAAGGGAUGCAGCAUCACCAAAGAGUCAUUCACCUAGUGCAGUUUCUGUGCAGUUAAAUGACAGUCAUACACAGAUGAUUGUCCACUGGGCGGGGGCGGGGUCAGAUGUCAUCAUCGCUCUGUCCCGCAGUAGCCAUCCUACAAACAGCUCCACUAGUAACUUAUUCAUGUCUUAUGACUAUGGGAAAAGCUUCCAGAACAUGAAAGAAAAAAUUCUAAUACCACAAAAGAUGACUCCAAUCAUACAUCAUUAUUAUAACAGCAGAGUGUAUAAUUCACAUUACAUAUUUACAGACAUUGUACAUAAUUAUAUAUUCACCACCCUGAAUUACGGGCGGACCUUCACAUCACAUAGUGUGCCAUUCAAACCAACAGAUCUGAAGCUGCAUGCAAGCGAUCCUAACCUGGUUCUGGGGAUGGACAAGAAUGAUACCAGUAAAAAGCUUUAUUUGUCCCAGAAUUUUGGAUACACAUGGAGAAUGAUUCAGCAGGGAGUUGUGAAUUUUGAAUGGGGAGAGGCCCCUUACGAUAAUGACUCUGUUAUUUACGUUGAGCGGGAGGAGCAUUAUAUAGAUGGCAGUGGGGGAUCUAUCCUCAGCAGUGCCGACUUGUUCAGAACCAGGCCAAAAGUGUUACUUUAUGGAGGCAAGGACUUCAAAAUGGAGGGACCGUACAUGUUUGCCACCAAAACACAAAGAUUGUUUGGAGCACACCAACCAGUAAAGCAGUUCUGGGUAUCUUACAAGAGGGGACGUUUUGUCAAUGCCCAAUUUUCUGAGGGACUUCCAAAUUAUGAUUUUUAUGUGGCAGAUGCCUCAGAAGAGCAGGUGUUUCUAGUGGUCACUCACAAUGAAACCACUGGUCAGUCCCACCUCUACAUAUCAGACAUCACUGGAGCCAAGUACUCCAAGACUCUGGACAACAUUGUCUACUAUAAUCCGGAGGGGGCUCAUAGGAACAGCUGGCUCAAGUAUUUUGCCAAAGAAGCAUUUGUGGAUUUAACAAAGAUCAAAGGUAUGAAGGGUGUGUAUAUUGCCAAUCAGCUGACCAAGAACAAUAGCUUCCAGAAGGAUGACCAGAGGAGUAUGAUCACUUUUGACAAGGGUGGACAGUGGUCCCUCAUCAAUCCUCCUCCCUAUGACAUCAAUGGCAACAAGACAAAGAACUGCACCACUUACAGAAAGGAUAACUGUUCCUCACUGCAUGUGACCCAAGAGUUCAGUCGACUUUAUCCAGGAGCUAGGAAUAUUCCCAUUUUAUCCCGAGAAUCGGCACCUGGCAUUGUCUUAGCAACAGGGGUCAUAGGGACAAGGUUAAAGAACCAGCCUGAUGUGUAUGUGUCGUCCAGUGCAGGAUAUCAGUGGAAGCCAGCAUUGAAAGGGAAUUACUUCUAUGCUAUGGGAGAUCAUGGAGGACUUCUUGUAGCUGUUCCACAGUUUCAGAACACCAGAGAGUUGUUAUAUUCUUACGAUGAAGGAGAGACCUGGAACACCUACACUUUCCAUAAUGAGACCAUCAGAGUCUAUGGUGUACUAACAGAACCAGGGGAGGCAACUGCUAUUUUUUCUAUUUUUGGAUCUCACUUGGGCAUCCACAAAUGGCUCAUCAUUCAAGUGGAUAUGGGGAAGGUCUUCAGAUACACUUGUAAGAAGGAUGACUACAAGAUGUGGUCUUUCACUGACAAUCCUCCAUUUGCUGGCUGUAUCCUUGGUAAAAAGCUGGUUAUUGAGAGGCGUAUAGCUCAUGCCUACUGCUAUAAUGGACGGGAUUAUGAUAGAACAAUUGUAGAGAAAAACUGUUCCUGUACCAGGGAAGAUUAUGAAUGUGCCUUUGGUUUUCAUUUGGAAGAAAGCUUGUUCAAUUUCAAUCAGAAGUGUAUAGAGGACAGUGACCCAGACAUUAAUAUACAUAAGCCUCCCAAAAACUGUCCUCCUGGGACAUUUUAUCCAUACUCUCGGGGCUACCAGAAAAUUCCAGGGGACACUUGUCAGUACGGUGAAGACUACCGAUAUGACCCCCUCAUGUAUUCCUGUCCUGUAGCAGAGGUGCCUGAAUUUCUGAUCUAUGUGUCAAGUCGCAAUGUACAUCGAGUUCUGCUGGGGGAUAACAGAGAGGAAGUAAUUUACACAGCCACUGGCAUGAACAAUGUCCUUGCAGCCGAGUUUGAUCUCCAUAGCAACUGCAUGUUUGUCAGUCUAACUAAGGAAAUACAGAAAGUCUGUUUUGGAGAAAAUACAACAAAUACAGCGACAGCUAUGCCAGUCAUAAGCAAGAACCUUGGUAACGUGGAGGCUUUAGCAUUUGAUUGGACAAGUAAGAAUUUGUACUGGAUUGAUUCUGCAUUGCGAAAACUAGAAGUGGCCCGAGAGGAUGGCAGGUACAGGAAGGAGCUGUUUAACGCAACUUACCUGGACAGGCCGAGGGCAAUGGUCUUGGAUCCAAGAUUUGGAUACAUGUACUGGACAGACUGGUCAGCUUCAAACCCCAGAAUUGUCCGUGCUUGGAUGGAUGGUUCGCACAACCAAACCAUUGUCACCAGUCCGAAUGUCCACUGGCCAAAUGGUAUAACCAUUGACUACCGUUCAGACAAGAUAUUCUGGACCGAUGCAUACAGAUAUGGUGUAUACUAUGCAGAUUCUGAUGGGAGAAAUCCACAUACAGUAAAAUCUGGAUAUUACUACACUCCACACCCAUAUAGCAUUGGAGUGUUCAAGAACAAUUUAUACUGGACUGAUUGGACAAAGAAAGCUGUGCUGACCAUAAACAAAAACAGUGGGCUGGGCUUUAAGCCGAUAAUUAGCAAUAUAAAUCGUGUGAGGGACCUAAAAGUCUACUCCAGCACAUCUCAAAGCUCCUCCUCCCCCUGUAGUCAUGGUAAUGGAGCCUGCACCCAGCUGUGUCUGCCUCGCCCUCAAUUCAAUGAAACAGGUGUGAAGGUUUCCAAACAGAACCGUACCUGUGCCUGUAACGGAACCUCCUUCAAGAUCCCCACAACAUCAGGAUCCUCAGAACACUGCAACUGUGGGGAGAAAGACAUGAAAAUUAAUGGAGUCUGUAUGCCCUCGAAUCGGUCUUCAGUGUCUAACUGCUCACACUCCCACUUUACCUGCGGUAACGGUCGAUGUAUUCCGUCUACCUGGCUCUGUGACCGUGACGAUGACUGCCAUGAUGGAUCAGAUGAAUUUGACUGUCCUUACUUGGAGUGCACGGCAGGUAAUUUCCAAUGUAAAGCCGGGGGAAAUUGUAUCCCUCAGCGCUGGCGUUGUGACCAUGACCAUGACUGUGAAGACGGGAGUGAUGAAAUGAAUUGUGCUUACCCAUCUUGUAACAAGAGUACACAGUUUACAUGUGACAAUAGUCGCUGUAUCCCCCUCAACUGGACAUGUGACCAUGAUGAUGAUUGCCAUGACAACAGUGAUGAACAAAACUGUAGAUACAAUGAGACCUGCAGCGAUGAAGAGUUUCACUGUGCCAUGCAUCAGCCGAGGUGUAUUCCGAGCUCCGACGUCUGUAACGGCCAGAAUGAUUGUGUGGACGGCUCUGACGAGGUCAACUGUACUCAAAGUCAUUGUCCGUACUAUAAACAAGAGUGUGCAGACAGGUCACAGUGUAUUUACCGGAGCUGGGUGUGUGAUGGAGAGGCAGAUUGCCGAGACGGCAGCGAUGAGAAAAACUGUUCCUUUACAACCUUACCUCUGACAACCACUACUUACUACUGUCAGCGACGCUGUACAGACGGACGUGGUUGCUAUGACUACAGCCAGAGGUGUGAUGGAGUCGAAGACUGUCUGGAUGGAUCAGAUGAAAUAUACUGCGGACAUAGAACAAUUACUCCAGCAAUGACCACCACCUCUUCUCCGGGCUGUAGUGAGAACCAGUUUUACUGCUACAAAGGUCACUCUAUUUAUCCCAUGUGUAUCCCUCAGACCUGGGUGUGUGACAAUGCUACUGACUGUGAAAACGGAGAGGAUGAAGAUGCCAGUGAUUGUAGAGCUAAAGAGCAUUGUUCUGUCAAUGACUUUAAGUGUUUGUACAUGGCUGGUUGUGUGCCUCAGUCUAAGGUGUGUGAUGGCAGCUAUGACUGCCUGGAUCAUUCUGAUGAGAUGGGAUGUAAGGUGACAUCUACUACUACUCCAGCUUCAGUCGAGCUUUGUUAUCAGCUUAAACAUGAGAAUUUUGAGAAAUUUCGUAAGAACUACUAUGUAUGUAACUCUCAGGGAAUGGAGACCUGUGGGCUAUGGUUGAGAGUGUGUGAUUGGACAAAUCCUUGUUACCUCUAUGACCAGUUGAUUGUUACAUUAUGCACACAAAGAUUAAAUGUGACACAUCUGGAGGCAAUACCUGACACAGAGGGUAACAUUCUUGUGACCUGGCAACCCCCAUCAAAACAAGCCAAUCCGAAAUUCCGAUACAAAGUCUCUUAUUUAGAAAAGGAGAAUGAAAAGACAUGGCAAAAUAUUACAGAAAACCUUAGUGGAAAUAGUUACACCAUUAAAAAUGUCCGAUCUUUGACCCCAUAUGUGAUCACUGUUUAUGUCAUCACCCCUGACAACAGGACUCAUUUCCCUGUGGAACCAAUUACUGUAACAACCUUGCAGGAGGUACCUAGAAAACCAGGCUCUUUCAGAGUGAAUUAUGCCUCUGAUAAUAUCACAGUACAGUUGACCUGGACUGCCCCACCUGGAUCAGGCCCAGGAGAGAUAAAGAGUUACAAAAUAUACUGGAAAUCAGCAGAAAAGAAUGUUACCUCCUUUUUAACUGUGCCAGGGAGAAGCAACUCUUUCUUAUUUGACAACGGCAGGCUGACCUACAAGAAGAAAUAUCAGUUUUGGGUGACAGCAGUAAAUCGAGCUGGAGAAGGACAAGCAACGGAAAAAAAACCUGAAAAUGGCCUCAUAUAUGAUCAAGGGGGCAUCAUUACCAUGGUGACUUUUACAGAACCCAAGAGGAUAGACUUUUAUACCAUAAUAUUGAACUGGAAACCCAUACAGGGGGCUGAGGGCUACAAGAUUACAUACAAUGAUGCAAUGAAAGUUCCUGUGACAGUUGAUGUUAAGGGCCAAAAAGACUCUGCGAAAAUCACUAAUCUGUGUCCGGGAUCGCAGUAUGAAUUCCAAAUGGCUGCCUACAAUAACCAUGGCGAUGGACCGUCAAGACCUAUCAUGAUAAUAACGAAUGGGACCGCUCCAAAUUUGCAGAUUUCUAAUGCUACAAUGGAAGAUAAUACAGUCUUUGUUAUAAGCUGGAAACCUGUACAUAUGAAACAGAAGACGUCUAUAAAUUACACAGUAUUUUAUGACUAUGACCCCCGUGACCUUGAACUUGGCACUGAUCCAAGGAAAAAAGCUAAGAGCAUAACAGUAACCAAUAAAAACAGUGCUACAUUGAGGGGACUGAGAGCUUGUGAGUCGUACACAGCUAGGCUCGCCAUGACCUCCCCAGGGUUAUGUCCCUUGUCGGACAUCGUAACAUUCGUCACUGGAGAAGAUGAAAGUGCCCAGCCUGAGAAUGUGGAAUUUCAGUUUCUUAAGAACAGUAAGACAACAGGAAACCUAACGUGGGAAGCUGCUUGUUUUGAGGAAUUUAUAGAUGUGGGAUAUGUUGUCAUAGUGACGGAAGACCUAACCAAUAAAACGUUCCGAUCAGAGAAGUAUAAUGCAACUAAAGAACUGAAGUUGUACCAGAUUUUGGGACCACUGCGGAGAGGAGCCACUUAUACUGUGGUUAUUCAGAGGGACGUCCCUGGAGUCCAUGAUCCCCGACCCUCAGAUCCAUACAAGAUCAGAGUUGAGCCAUAUGCCAGUCCACUAAACCUUGUGGGAACUCCCCAGUCUGAUGAAGGCAAAAUAACCUUGACGUGGACUCCAAACACAGUGGAUGCUCCAAAACCUGCAAACUUAAAGGGAUACGAGGUACAAUGGAUGAGGAGCCAUGAGGGAGGCAGUCACUCCAAGACUGAGUUCCAGACCCUGGGGAUCCUGGGAGGUACUGUCACAGACUUCACAGUCCAGAAGUUCUCUGACUACCAUUUCCGUGUCCGUGUGGUGACCAAGGAUGGCUAUAGGGGGGCGUGGAGCCAGGAGUAUCAUAUGACGUCUUCAGAGGUGAUAGCAGAGCCCUAUAGCUCCACGGUUACAAUGAAUAAAACAAAUCUCAUCGCCAUCAUCGUCUCCAUUGCCACUGUUGUCAUCGCUCUUGUCGUCGUUCUUGCCUUCUUCAUCAUCAGGCAUCGUCGACUUCAGAGAAGUUUUAUGGCAUUUGCUAACAGUCACUAUGAUUCCAGAUCGGGGACUACAACAUUUACUGCCAAUGAUAUUGGUGAAGAAGAGGAUUCCCCUAUGAUACGGGGAUUUUCCGAUGAUGAGCCCCUUGUGAUAGCAUAAUGGAUUGAGACAGACAGCUUGUGCCAUGUAUGAUUUCAGAUAUCGGAGAUCAUACUUAUUGUGAUAUACUGUCUUUGUCAGACUUUGUCACCGGGUGACUUUUCUGUGAUUUAAUCAAUACAUAUUACAGAUCUAAUACUAUCAAGGUGUAUGUUUUUGGAAAACUUAGUAAUUUCAUUUAUUUUGGAAAAAUAUUCUGCUAUUUACAUGUAUUUUAUACAUGUAAUAUGUGGGUUUUUUAAAAAAAUUUUAUAACACUUCAUUUUUUCUGUGUUAAGUCCUUUACCAUUAUUAUAUGUAUGGACUUGUAUAUCUAAUUAUCUGUGGGAACACAUAACUUGUUAUUAAGAGUGUUGAUUUCAUGGCAGUUACAUCUAUUUCAUCUCAUAUUUAUGUUUACACAUCAUUAAUUUGUUUAUUGAAAGAUUAUUGAAUCUUCAUAAAGGUCUGGCUUUGGGAUCAUGAAACAUCUUACUCUCUAGUUAAAUCCUUAAUGAUCUACUAAAAUGUUGUAGAAGUCAAGCAGACAAAAAUUGAAAAUAUUUUUCAGUAUUGCUUCAUAAAAGUUGUUGUCUGCAAAUUUAGAGAUUAAUUCAGUAAUUUGUAAUCAUUUUACAGGGGAUUACAAAUUUGACUUAAAUCUACAUGUGUUUCAUGAUCCUGGGACCAGAUUUAUAGCUAACGAAAGAUUUAAAAAGACACAAGAUUGAUUGGUUUUCCUUCAAAUGUGUUCAAGUUGUAUGUGAAUCUGUUGCUAUUAAAUUGACAAAAAAAGAAAACAAAAAAAAAAUCUUCCAAAUUUUACAGGACUAAAGUUUUUCAAUGUAAAUGUUUGUGAAAUCUAGAUAAUGUUCUUUAUAAAUAAUUAGAUACCAAAUAAGUACAUGUGAGUACGUAUAGGUGAAGAAGCAUAUCAAUUAGAACUGUGUACUUCUGCUUAUUAGAAUUAUACAUUCCACAUUUUAUAGCCUUAAGUUUGCUCAGAAUUUACUGUAUAAGUGGUCUUGUUAAUAGGGUUGUAGAUAAAAUGAAUGGAGGGAGAGAGAGUAGUUUUUAAUUAAUGUGUACAUUCUCAAUGUCCUAAAUAAUCCUUCUUUAAAAUCAUUGGAGAUUGUACAAGAGAAAAAUAUUGUACAAGAGUAAAAUAUUCUAAUGGAGAAUUUUUAUAUACUAGUGCAUUUGUUAAAGGCUACUUUAUUGAAAAGUUGCAUUGUUUGAUAUUAUUUUUUGUAUAAAAAUUAUUGUAAAGAUUUGUUAAAAUCUCAGUAAACUCAUUAGGAAAAUGUUUCGGAGGAAUAUCUGAUGCCAGGAAGCAGGAUCUGUUAUUUACGUGUGUUGGAUGAUACUUGAUGACACUGUGUCACAUUAUCUGGUUUUCUGAUGACACAAGCAUGUAAAAUGAUAUAAAAUUUUGAUGUGUUUUAUUUUUAUGACAUGAGAAAUUAUCAAUUUUUUUUUAAAGACAUGUGAACCUUUAGUGUAUUCAUGAAAUUAUCCUGAUUUCUAAAUGACACAAGUGAAAUAAUGCCAAUUGUUUUGAUGAUUGUGUCAACACAUUGGAAAUGAUACUGAUUUUUGAAGACAUAUCUAGUUAUCUACUGAUUUACUGAAUCUCAGCUGUCUUAAUUGUUUUAUGUAUUGUACUGUAAAAAAGUCCUACCACACUACUGUGUGUUUCUAUACCUAAAAUCAUAUUCAGAGGAAAUUCUGUUGAUUUGUUUUAUGGCUGAAAAUCUUUUAUACCUCAUUUUCUUUUCUAAUUUUCCUUCAUACACUGUCCCAGUUUUGUGUUAGAUAUUGCAAUGUGCUCUUUUUUUAACAAGCAAUUGUUAAAGUAUUUUUUUUAAUUUAAAAUGUUUGACAUCCUCAUUGACUAAUAUAAAAGUCUGAUGAAUGAGUAUAUAAAAGUUGUAUAUUAUUUCAAAUGGUGUUACAUGCAAUUGUGUCCUGUUUGCUUCUCCUAUUCUUGAUAUACUCCUGAUCAAAGACUGCUUACUAAGAGAGUAAACAUUGAUAUAAAUGAGUUGUUGAGAUACAUGUGUAUAUUAACCAGAAUUUUCUCUGAUACAGAGUGAUUCCUGAAUUAAUCUGAUGAAUCCUUCACAUAUUCAUUCUCCCUGACUAUUUCAUUUCUUUCUUCUUUACAGCUCUGACCAGUGUAUCCUUGUAUUUACUUAUAUCUGGUCUGAAAAUAAAAUGUCGAGUUAAAUUUUAAACUAUACCAUGCACGUAUAACAAGACUUUCCAUUAAAAAUGAUGACUGUGGUUAUCUACAAUUUUUUAAGGUAAAGACUUCUUAGGAGGCCACUUUUGUGUUUUGCACAUUACAAGUAUAGCCCCCCCCCCCCCUUUUCAUUUCACACUUGUGUGGGUUCAUUGGCAGUUUGUAUGAUUUUUUAUGCUUCCUAAAUUUAUGUUUUUUCGUUUUUUUUUCAUACAUGUAUUUAGUUGUUGAAUGCAUACAAUGUUGUAUUACUUACUCAAAGCUUGAGAUGAUUUUUUUUGCUUUAUUUGUUUAUUAAACAUCACCAAAUUUG